Alligator sinensis (Chinese alligator) is the source of this 1011-nucleotide messenger RNA. RefSeq names its product agouti signaling protein (gene ASIP). The transcript is spliced from 4 exons. The record is from RefSeq and is a predicted model, not a curated record. Gene Ontology annotation, cellular component: extracellular region. Gene Ontology annotation, biological process: melanosome organization; positive regulation of melanin biosynthetic process; hormone-mediated signaling pathway. Bases 96 to 479 code for a protein of 127 amino acids. Lineage: Eukaryota; Metazoa; Chordata; Crocodylia; Alligatoridae. Gene Ontology annotation, molecular function: neuropeptide hormone activity; melanocortin receptor binding.
UGCCCAUACUCUCUACACAUCAGCAGGACAAGGGAGACAAGCUGCUUUGAUUUCCGUUAGAGUCUGAUGAAUAGAACAACCACUUACUAUUUAGGAUGGAAAGUAAGAACCUCCUCUUUGGCUUUCUUCUCUGCUACAUUUUGCUGACAACUACCUAUUCUCAUAUGGCAAUUGAGGAGAACACAGAACAGAGUCUGGCAAACAGCAACAAAAUGAAUCUCCCAGACCUCCCACCCAUCUCAAUAGUAGAAUUAACAAAAGCAUCCCGGAAGAUAAGUAGGAAAGAAGCAGAAACGAAAAUCUCUUCCAAGAAAAAGACUGCACCGAAAAGGUCUCCUGAACCCAGGCCCACACCUGCAAAUUGUGUGGCUACUUCAAAAUCAUGCAAGCCGUACUCUAACCCAUGUUGUGACUUCUGUGCCUUCUGCCAUUGCCGAAUUUUUCAGACUGUCUGCUACUGCCGACGGUUAAACUGCUAAACCAAAACCAGGAGCACAUGGGGCACUCUGUCUCUCAUUAGCCUCUCCAGUAUAUGUUUCAAACUAUCUGUCUCAUGUGUAUUGCAAGCAAAGCAGAGAGCCUUUGAAGCUGGCUGGUUAGCUGGCUUUGUCUCCCCUACAAUUGAAUGAAUGAUUGGUUUUAUCUCAUGGGGUGAAUGCUUCUGGAAACAAGUCAGUACAUGAAGUACAGGGACAGAGAGAUGGAGACAGAAAGGGUAAUCACCAGAGAAUUGAAGAUGAACUGGUUGCAUGUCAGGAAGGAAUUCUAUUUCUUUCUGAAAUCCAAAAUUUUAUCAUAUGCUGUAGUACUGCAUAAUCAAGACUCAAAACCAGCAGGAAAAUGGGAUAGCAUGUGCACUGACUUCUCAAAUUCAUUUACAGUAUGAAACUGACCACAUUAAAAUAGAAAUUGUGAGUACAGUUGAGGACCAAGUGUGUUUAUAAUGAACUUUAGACCUGCCUACUAUGAUAGGCACAGGCGACUGGUAGGAUGGGUACAUGGCCCCCCGAG